AGCCUUUGCGGGAGGAACCUCUUCUCUCCUUGUGGGACGGGGCUGACUGCUCGGGGCAGCUGCCGAGGCGGCGGGUUAUGGGGUCUGGGCUCCGGGAAUCAUCUGCCUGGGCUCUGCCCCCAGUCCUGAGCCAGCGGUCCGGUGUCCGGCGGGCAGGGCUGCCUUGAGCUCUCAGGGUUGAGCUGAGAUCCUGAAGUUAGUGAUUCUUUUGUUUAUUUGCUUGUUUUUGAUUUUUUUUCUCUGCCCUCGGUGCUUCUGAAGUGCCUGUAAGAUUUGCAGAGAGCGAGGGGGAGAGAGAGACUGGGGGAGGAGGAAGAAUUAAGGAAGGGAAAAGAUGGCGAGUUGCUGGAGAAGCGUGGAGAAAGCGGCAUUUUUGUGCUGCUUCUUGCUGGCAAUGGGGAGCCUAAUCUCCUGCGCCCGCCCGGAGGAGGAGGAAGAGCAAGAAGAGCAGCGCUCCUGUCACGGUGCCUUUGAUCUCUACUUCGUCCUGGAUAAAUCUGGAAGUGUCAGAAAUCACUGGACUGAGAUUUACUCUUUUGUGGAAAGCCUAGCGGAGAAGUUCAUAAGUCCAAUGUUGCGGAUGUCUUUCAUUGUGUUUUCUUCACGAGGCACUACAAUCAUGAAACUAACAGAGAACAGGGAAGCCAUAAGACGAGGGCUCGACAUUCUUCGGGAUGAAGUGCCUGGAGGAGACACGUUCAUGCAUGAAGGAUUUAAAAGGGCAAAUGAGCAAAUUUACCACGAAACCUAUGGAGGAGUUCGGACUGCUAGUGUGAUUAUUGCUCUGACGGAUGGAGAAUUGCAAGAUGCUCAGUUUUAUUAUGCAGAACAAGAAGCCAACAGAGCCAGAAGCUUUGGAGCUAUUGUUUAUUGUGUUGGAGUGAAAGAUUUCAAUGAAACUCAGCUGUCAACGAUUGCUGACAGCAUCGAUCAUGUUUUUCCAGUAAAGGGAGGCUUUUAUGCCCUAAGAGGAACAAUUGAUUCAAUUCUCAAGAAAUCUUGCAUUGAGAUCCUAGCGGCUGAGCCGUCCAGUGUUUGUGCAGGAGAAUCCUUUCAAGUUGUGGUAAGAGGCAACGGCUUUUAUCAUGCAAGAAAUAUUGACCAAGUACUCUGCAGCUUCAAGCUCAAUGACAGCCUUACUAUCAAUGAAAAACCGACUCUUAUUCACGAUACUUACUUACUUUGUCCGGCACCAGUGAUAGAAGAUGUUGGACAGGUGGUUUUCCUACAAGUCAGCAUGAACAAUGGGCUAACGUUCAUCUCCAGCUCUGUCAGCAUCACCAGCGCACACUGUCUGACUGGGACCAUCCUUUUCAUUGCUCUCCUGAUUCUCUUCCUGCUGCUGGCUCUGGCUCUGCUGUGGUGGUUUUGGCCCCUUUGCUGCACAGUGGUGAUCAAGGAGCCGCCACCACCACCCCCCCCAGAGCCUGAAUCAGAUGAUGAAGAUGGAUUGCCAAAGAAAAAGUGGCCAACCGUGGAUGCAUCUUAUUAUGGAGGUCGAGGUGUUGGUGGGAUUAAGAGGAUGGAGGUGCGAUGGGGAGACAAGGGGUCAACGGAGGAAGGAGCAAAAUUGGAGAAACCCAAAAACGCUAUUAUUAAGUUGCCAGAACAGGAGUAUGAGCCCUGGGAACCUAAGCCAAAGAAGCCCCAUGUGAGAAAACCACCUUCCCAGCGAAAAUGGUACACUCCCAUCAAGGGCAAACUUGACGCACUGUGGGCUUUGGUUCGACGGGGCUAUGAUCAAGUCUCUCUUAUGCGACCACAGCCAGGGGAUAAGGGAAGAUGCAUAAACUUCACUCGUGUGAAAUCGGAUGGAACCUCUGCCCCUUACAGCCCGCCACCGAAGCUGCCACGACGUGACAAUAUUCCCCUCAACAAUGCUCCAAGGAUUUCUUCUUCUCCUGUGUCUCUGCAACCCCCUUCCAGGCAGCCACCUCCUGGACCACCUCCAUCCCGAGCCCCUCCUGGACCUCCUCCUUCACGCCCACCCCCGCAGCCUAUGGCUUAGAGGGCAGCAAAACCCUGAUCGACACAACAUGUCUCUUUGCUGAACACAGCAUAUUUAUUGAGUAUUGGUUUACAGUUAAAGAUAUCAGAAUUUGUUGCUGGUCAGCAAAAAAAGAAGGGAAAAAAAAAGAAAAAUAGCUAAGUGUCAAUUUUAGUAUAUGACUAUAUUUAUACCACACGUGCUGAGUAAACAUUCAGUGGAUAGAUUCAGAGCUAUGGGAUAUAGAAACAAAUAAAAAUGAUCAUCUAGAUACAGUAGAGCUUUUGUAUGUAUACAUUUGAAAAUCUAUUUUGAUACGACAUUUGUCUGACUUGGUAUGUCAGAUCAUUCAUUAAUAACUUUAGCCAGUAUACGUGCAUCAGUGGUUUUGAUAGCUGCCACCUGCAGAUUGGUUAAACAUAGCUCAUUGAGGAAUUUGCUUUCUUUUCCCUAACAGUACUGCAUCCAGAUGUUAGUAUGGAUCAAUAAUUGCAAAGAUAACUUUCUGCCUUUGGUUCUGCAGGUGGAAUUUCUAUGAAAGUUAUAAGAAGCCUAUAUAAAUAAUGAGGUAAAAUGAGACUAUGUGCCAAUAAUCUAGCUCAGUAAUCUAGCAUAUAAGCGAAAUACAUUUUUUUCACCUGGAAAAAUCAGUUUUGAGCCUACCAUCUCAGCAUAUGUUUAGACUUGGUUGCAUAGGAUAACCACUGAAGGCCAGCUACUGUGUCUAAAAAUCCAAACGUUGGACAAGACUUCAGUUCAUAUUUGUCCAAAGUUCAGAGGAAUUUUGAGAAAAGCAUUUUGGCUAGGUGUUUAGUUUUCAUUUACAGAAAAUAUAGUCCAACAUGGAGCAAACAUACAUUCAAUUUGAGCAUAGAUGCUGUAAUAUGCAAACAGCGUGUGUUACUUACAUCAGUAGCACUGAGGGAUUGAUUCUGUUGUUAUUUAAUUAGAUAAAUUUUCUUUUGAUCUUACUGCCAAGCAGAACUAGAUCCUUUUGUGAUUCAAACAUAAAUUCCUCUAUAAGCAGCUCUUUCUUUAGACAGCCCAGGUCCCAAUAAUAUGUAACCUUGCAGUCUACCUGUGGUUGAGAGGCAUGAUGUGAAGUGUGAGUUUGAGCUUUUAUCCCUGUUUCAUAUGUUUGGCUAGAGGAUUUCCCAAACAUUGUGGCUGUUCAUCCAUGACCUCAAUUCUGGGUGUCAUCAGAAAGAGAUGUGAGCACCCACACAGAGGUGGGAAUUUAUGACGCGGGACUGUGGGUCAGCCCAUGAUUAGUGUUCACUGAGCAAUACCUGAGUGGGCUGUGCCCAGAGCAUUCCCUAGUGAAUCAAAAUAACACCUGAGCUUGCUUUUUCUCCACUACUACCUAUCAUAUUGUAUUGGAGAGGGUAACUGCAAAUCCCUGUGCUGGUUCGCUUUGGCACUGGCUGUGUUAAUUAGGAUAGUUGUAGAAUUAAUGAUAUGUUGCAUUAUAACACAGCAUAUAUCUAUUUCUCCAUCUGUGUGUGGGUGUGUAGCACAUCACAGUAGUUAUUGGCACAUAAGUCUAAGAUAAAACACUAACUGUAUCAUGGAAUUGGUCCAGAUUUAUGACCUUUUCAUGCAGGUGCUAUAGGCAUAUAAAGUUGUACUGGUACAAACAGAAAUCAGGCUUAGUCUUUCCAGUGGAAGUCCCACUUGCAGAACAUCACACCAAGCUCUCAUCAGUCUAUGCUAAUCACUGUGACAUGCCGUGUGUAUGCAACUGAGGCUGUCAGAUGUAAACUCAGAAGAACCACAGAGCCUCUUUCUCCUCUUGCACUGCUCUGCUCUCUUGAGUUAUGCUCUUACCUCAUGUGUAUUGGUGCAGGUAGUGGAAUUACAGUCGUGGGUGCUAGCUGCCCCUGGAGCUGUUCCUAAUUUAGGCCUGAGCCAGCAAAGCACUUCUGCAUGUUUUAAAAUGUCCUGCAGGUCAAGAGAAACUUCCUUAUGCUCAAGUGCUUUGCUGACCUGUGACUUCAUUGUGAUCAUAAAGGAGAAUUGGGAUGCACUCAACCCUAUCCUCAUUCUUUUUAGACACUUGAAUAAGUCUGCAUAUUUUGGUUCCUAAGAAUGGAUUUCUGUUUGGAAGAGAAAAAAGAGUGUGUGUAUGUGUGUGCGUGUGUCUGUGUUUGUGUGUGGGAACUGUGUAGGUUUUUGUUGGGUUUCUCUUCCUUUACAAAAAUUGCUCGAGAGUGGCACUGCUAUGAAUAUAAAGACCUUUUGCAGCCAAUGUGAUACAAAGACAUCGCUUAUCUCUGUUUCUUUCCGGUGAAAGGUGAAACUAAAACAGAUCCAGUUUUCCACUGCAGUUCUGGUGAAGCUCUGCUUCUGACACCAGUGAAAGGAACUGGAUGACUGCAGGGAGAGGGUAGGAACCUGGAUGUGGGGGAAGGUGCUUUACAAGCAGAGAUCAUUGACUGACUUUAUGUUGGUUAUACGGAAGCCUUUGGGAAAUAACCUUGCUCAGUCUAAGACUAUUUGUAAUAAUGUGUAUGCACAGCUGAACCCAGCAGCUUCUUAUAUUGGUUGUAGAAGAAAAAUUACCCAACAAAUUUAAUCAGGAAUUGAAAUAGCAGAGGGCAAUAAAACUGAUUCUUGUGCCAGGACAAAACAUGGCAUUAGAGUUCUAGCUGCUUGUGGGAAGACCACAGAAGACCACUGUUCUGUAGACACCAAGUCUCUUUAUCAGCAGGCAGCGAUGAGAUUAACUGAUGGGUCAAGAGUUUAGCUAAUGAAAAAGGCCAUGAGCCAGACUUUGUAUUGUCGUGCACCCCUACAGAUCUUGGAAAGGUUGAGCAGAGUUGUUGCAGAUUUGCAUUGAUGUUAAUGUUGGUAAAAUUUGACUCACUACCAGUAACAGUGGAGGUGUUGGCUAAGAGAGAGCUUCUCACAGUCAUAUGUCCAACAUGCCUGUUGUUUGCAGUUGAGGGGAAUAUUCUUUUUUGUUUUGCUGGGAUCAUAGUCUUGCAGAGAUAACAGAUACUAACGAUUGCUGCGUAACUUGCAAGUGCAGCAAGAAUAGGAACAGCUUGGGCUUCCAGGUGAUCAGAUGUGAUAAAGCAGGAAGCACCAUGGAUUUGAAAAUUAGAUUCAGCAUAAAUGGAGUUCCCUGCAUGAAUAUGUAGAAAACUAAGCAUUUGGUGUGUAACUUAAGUUUUGGCUGCAGCUUCUGUGACGGGAGCCCUGCAGGUUUAGUUUGCUGGUAAAGCAGGAAGAAGAGAAAGUGAACACAAACUGAAUUGCCUUUGCAAAGGUGGGGGAAAUGAAUGUGCUGCAGUGGCUACAGAAAAGCCUUUUGGUUGUGUAGAAAUGUAGCUGUUUGCAGUGACCUCAGGCAUUGUAACAAUGCAGUAGGAGAAACUGGUUGCUAUUUUACUGUCUGUUGAUCUUGAUCUUUACCUGGUAUAAAUCAAAAUAGGCCAACUGAAAUCAAGGCAGGAAUACUGCUGUCUAUCAGCUGAGAACUGUCGCAAAAUAAAUGAAGGAGCAAAAUCCCUCUAACUGGCUCCAUGUUGCAAUGUUUGUUUUGGUAUUCUUGUAUGUCAGUUGUGAUUACAGUACUUACAUUGCUAAGAAAUGUUCUCGUGGUGGAUGAUUCCCUUGUAUUUUCCAGUAGUUUGGAAAUCCAUGAUUUGACGCUUGCAAAAAGCGAGUAUCUAAUGUUUCCCCAAAUCCAAGAGAACAAUGUGGAUUCAGGGGAUCUUUGGCUCACACUUAGCACAGAUGUGAAAUGACACAAGGUGCAAAGCAGCAGGGAGGGAAACCCUGUGUGUUUAAAGAUGAUACAGAACCACAUUGAUCAAAGCAUAUUUAUGGCCAUCUUUCAACCUCAGUGCAUGUGUUGCCAUCUGUGAGAGUAACCUGCAGAGCAGACGGUCCUAAAUGUAAAAAAGAAAAAAAAGAAAGGAAAAGAAUCAGCUCCUCAUCUGAAAGAGUGAGCAUAACAAUGAAUGACAUUAUUUCAUGAACUGUACCAGUUCAAAUGCAUGUGCACCUGGUGCUCCUAAUGCUUUUCACUCCUGUUGGUCUUUAGACAACAUGAUCAGUAAUAUGCUUUCUCUCUUUAAUUGUAUGCUGUUUUUAUUGUUAUUACUUUGUUUUGUUGUGUUGUUGUUUGUUUUUUUAAAGAAACAUUUCACUGAGAAAACAGCCCUACUUCUGUAAAUAUAGAGUUUAAUUUGGAGGAGACAGCACACUUCUGGAUGUUACUGCUGGACAGUUAUUUAUUAAAAGGGGCUCAAGGUGAAUAAAUAGAGGUGGCUCAGGAUACACGCAUGCAAGUGUGAUAAUGCAGUAUAGCAUUUUCAGUUCUCUGUAGUUUUGGGGUAAGGGGAAUUUUUGGGUCAUCCUAGUUUGUUUAGAAUUUUGUUACUGAUAUACUUUUGAAUAAUGCAAUAGAGAUUCCUAACAUAUAACAGUGUAGAUUAUGAUAGAUUUUUCAUUUAGGAGGAAAAAGGGGGAGUAGUGAAGGAGAAAUGUUUUAGUUUUUAAGGGGGGAAAAUAUACUGUACUCAAUUGUUUGUUUGUUUGUUUUGUUUUUGUUUAGAAAGAUGUGUGUUUUCAAAACAGUGGAGAUGUGGCUGAUACACAGCUGGGGCAUGGAGAUGAGGGCCAGAGGGAGCAGUUGGAUUUUUGAGGGACAAAGAAGCUUUACAUGGGGGUAUGGGUUUGUUACUGGUACACGUGCUACAAAGUUCUGUAACUGACAUGCUGCUUCCAUGUUAUAAUCAUAUAACCUUUAUGCAUUUUAGGCAUGUGCUCCAUUUUUCUGAGAAAACCUUGCAAAUGUAAUGCCUGCAUGAAAAUGUGGGAGAUGUAGCCAAAGUCUUAUAAUCCAACAUAAUGUAGUCUUAAUGAAUUCAAAAUCAACAAUAAAAGUGCUUACUGGUUAAACACUA
Messenger RNA from Manacus vitellinus (golden-collared manakin), 6903 nucleotides. It is a transcript of the gene ANTXRL, whose product is annotated as ANTXR like. Gene Ontology annotation, molecular function: signaling receptor activity. NCBI's taxonomy places the organism in Eukaryota, Metazoa, Chordata, Aves, Passeriformes, Pipridae. The record is from RefSeq and is a predicted model, not a curated record. The transcript is spliced from 18 exons. Gene Ontology annotation, cellular component: membrane. Bases 335 to 2008 code for a protein of 557 amino acids.